Lethenteron reissneri (Far Eastern brook lamprey) is the source of this 5911-nucleotide messenger RNA. Its product is annotated as long-chain-fatty-acid--CoA ligase 1-like. The record is from RefSeq and is a predicted model, not a curated record. Gene Ontology annotation, biological process: long-chain fatty acid metabolic process. Gene Ontology annotation, molecular function: long-chain fatty acid-CoA ligase activity. Lineage: Eukaryota; Metazoa; Chordata; Hyperoartia; Petromyzontiformes; Petromyzontidae. Gene Ontology annotation, cellular component: endoplasmic reticulum; membrane.
GCGCAGAGAGGCGUCGGCACCGCCACGAGCACGCGUUGUGAGGCAAGAUGCAGUCUGCUCAGGAGGUGCUGAAGACGUUGCGGGUGCCCGAGCUGGAUGAGGUGCGUCAGUACGUGCGCUCGCUGCCGGCGCCGGCGCUCAUGGGGCUGGGCGCGCUGGGCACCAUGACGGCUUACUGGCUCGCCACGCGACCCCGCGCUCUGUCCGCACCCUGUGACCUCUCAAAGCAGUCUCUACCCGUCAAGGGCCUGGAGUACGUGCGCAGGAGUACACUUGUACCAGACGACAAUACAUUCUUCACGUAUUUUUAUGAGGAUGCCCGCACAGGAUAUGAAGUAUUCCAAAGAGGACUUCGAAUGAGCAAUAAUGGACCGUGCCUUGGCCACAGGAAACCAAAUCAUCCCUACGAGUGGAUCUCUUACAAAGAGACUUCGGAUCGUGCAGAGUAUCUGGGGUCGGGGUUCCUGCACCGUGGGGCAAAGCCAUCGUCUGAGCAAGUCAUCGGGAUCUUCUCACAGAAUCGGCCUGAGUGGAUCAUUGCGGAGCAAGCCUGCUACACAUACUCCUUGGUGGUGGUCCCCCUCUAUGAUACGUUGGGACGAGAAUCCAUUGACUACAUCAUCAGUCAGGCGGAGAUCUCCACGGUGGUCUGUGACAAGUUGGAGAAGGUGAAGGGCCUGCUGGAGAGCAUAGAGGAGGGUGCGAUCCGCAUCGUCAAAACCAUCGUGGUCAUGGAGCCCUUCGACGGCGUGAUGGAGCAGCGUGCCCGCAAUUGCGGAGUCGACUUAAUCCUUUUCCGCGAGCUUGAGGUCAUUGGAAAGACAAAUCACAGAAAGCCAAUUCCUCCUCAGCCAGAUGAUAUCGCCAUCAUUUGUUACACAAGUGGAACGACAGGAAAUCCUAAGGGUGCUAUGCUAACCCACAAGAACAUGAUUUCCGACUUCUCUGCUUUCUUGGCCGUUACUAAGGAUACGUUUUUACCCAACAAGGACGACGUUUUAAUCUCAUUCCUCCCACUGGCUCACAUGUUUGAAAGGCUUGUUGAGGCCUCCAUUUUCUGCAACGGUGGCCGAGUAGGUUUUUAUCAGGGUGAUAUAAGGUUACUCAUGGACGAUAUGAAGGUUCUGCAACCCACCGUCUUCCCUGUCGUACCACGUCUGCUCAACCGAAUCUAUGACAAAGUGCUCAGUGGUGCCAAAUCGCACUUCAAGCGUUGGCUGCUGGAUUUUGCCGUGAGCCGGAAGAUGGCCGAGUUGCGCUGCGGCGUCGUGCGAAAGGACAGCAUCUGGGACAAGCUCAUCUUCCACCGUGUACAGGCGAGCAUGGGAGGCCGUGUCCGCUUCAUGGUCACUGGAGCCGCCCCCAUCUCCGCGUCUAUCCUCACCUUCCUUCGAGCCAUCCUUGGCUGCCAGGUGUACGAGGGCUUUGGGCAGACCGAGUGUACAGCUGGGUGCACCUUCACCAUGCCCAGCGACAGCACCGCGGGUCACGUGGGACCUCCGAUGCCGUGUAACCACAUCAAGGUGGUGGAUGUAGCAGACAUGAACUACUUUGCUGCCAACGGAGAGGGAGAGGUGUGUGUUUAUGGCACAAAUGUGUUCAAGGGUUACCUGAAGGACCCGACGCGGACAGCUGAGGCUCUGGAUGAGGAUGGCUGGCUCCACACGGGCGACAUCGGCAAGUGGCUGCCUAAUGGAACACUGAAGAUUGUUGACCGGAAGAAGCACAUCUUCAAGCUGUCGCAGGGAGAGUACAUCGCCCCAGAGAAGAUUGAGACGGUGUACGUGCGCAGUGAGCCCGUGGCCCAGGUGUUCGUGCACGGAGACAGCCUGCAGUCUUGCCUGGUGUGCAUCGUGGUGCCGGACAUGGAUGUUCUGCCAAGCUGGGUGCAGAAACGAGGCAUCAAGUGUAACCCAAACUCUCUGUUCAUAAACAAGGAUGUCCGUGCAGCCAUCCUUCACGACAUGGUGCGUCUGGGCAAGGAGGCUGGGCUCAAGUCGUUUGAGCAGGUACGAGCUGUCCACCUGCACUCAGACCUGUUUAGCAUUGAGAACGGGCUUCUGACACCGACGUUCAAAGUGAAACGGGCCGAGGUAUCCAAGUUCUUUCAUUCAGAAAUAGACAACCUGUACGCUGGCAUUACUGUAUGAGCUCUGGCAGACGAAGAAACGUCGUCUCCUUCAGGCAUUUGUUGAAGGGCCUGUUGUGAAGGUGGCUAAGAAGUAAAAAAAUCAAGCCUUGUUUUUGACAUUGUGCAAAAUCUUCAAGUUGAGUUUCCAAUACAAUGUAACCUUGUAAAACACAAAACUGUCACGCUAUGGAUGCUAUUGAUUCGAUCGACGAGGGGGUGGAGAAUGUAUAAUUUUUAUACGUGUGUACAUAUUUUCUACAGCUUAUUGUGUUGGGAAACCCUUAAGAUCAAAAAAUGUAACAAAGGUAUGUACGCAGCUCACCAGCAACAAUAGAUGUUUUUUGCAGAUGGUUCCUUGAAAGAUAAACAACUGGGAAUUAUUUCAGGAGAGUACAUUUUACAAAACACUAACCAGUGGGAUAGACACAAGGCACUGUGUUAAAGGCAGGAGGACUGCUUUGAUUUUCCUUUCAUUGUAAUGGUCCACAACAUGGGAGACUGCAUUGCUCGCUAUUUUGCUACCUCUGUCUUGCGAGACACUGAUUUGCUAACAUAGAAUAUGUUAUUUAAAAUAAAAUGACGAAUCUUGUGUACAGGGUAUAUAGGAAUGUGUAGAGGAGACAUGCUAUCCCAUGGACCAUGUUUCUCAAGGGCUGCUGUGAAAGUGUAUUCUUCCAAACAAAGUACUAUUGAGGAAGAAUGGUGGAAAUCGGUUUAUCAAUUUACUCAUAACAAAACCAUAUGUAGAGGUGUCAUUUCAUGUCUAGCUACAGUAAAUUGUACACGAUUCUCAUUCUACAUGCAUUUGUUGUGGAUUUUAGGAGAGAAUACAGGCUUUGAGGGGUUGUGGCAUGGUUGGCAACAAAAGAACAAUUAUAAUUCUGUGCGAGCGUGACGGGAAGUUGAGCAGUUGGCACUAAGCAGUGUAGCCCUGCCAAUUAAGACUCGUAAAGUAACACUUUAAAUCUCACAGCUGGUGAAAAAGCAAGAAUUAUAAAAAUUCUGUAAAUGUUUCUCCUCCCCCUUGUUUGAAAUGCUGUCAGAUGUUGAAUACCUUUUUAAUACUGGCCAAUGGACUUUGAGCAAUUAAGUAAUGAUUAAAUUUUUAUUUAAAGCUUUCGUGACUGCAGGGAUUUCAUCUUCUUGGUUCUUUCGGUAAAGUCACGUAAAAGGGAAGUAAUAAAUUUUUUUUUAUUAUGUUUUAUUAUUUUAUUACUUCCCUUCUACGUGACUUUACCGAAAGAACCAAGAAGAUAAGUAAUGAUUGUAUUUUUUUCUGUGGGUGACAAAUACAGGUAAAAGCUGUAAAGCUUUGGUUAUGAACUGUGGCCGAUUUACUUUUCACUUUAUGCAAUGCAUAUUAGUGUUAAAGCAACACUGUCAAGGGCAUUAAUAAUAAUCAGAAAAAAUGUGUGCGUCAUAUAACUUGCGAAAAGGAAUUAAACGUCUAAAGUUUACAUGCCAAAUCUAACGGGAGGGGGGGGGAAGAUGUUUACACAAGUCUGCUGCAUUGCCGCAUUAAGGGUUGUUUUUGAAAAUGUAUUUAUUUUCACCAACCUGACGUGUAGCUGAUUUGUGCCAAAACAUGGGUUAGACCUUUAGACCUGGCAUAGUGUUACAUGAGCACAUAAGUAUUGAAGUGAGAUUUUAAUAAUAAAUGUGCAAAAGUCAAAAAGCUUCUGAAAAAAAACCCCCACUUUUCCUCUUCUGACAUGAGAUGCAGUGGCAUUUAUAUGCUGUAUAACUGCAAACUAUUUGUUGCUGGCCUCAAAACAGCAGGUGAAAUUAUUCUACCUUCUCCCGUAUGCCAUGCACAUAAGUGUUUCGUGUAAUGCUGUGGGUGAUGUUUGUUUUAAAGGCUUAAAAAAUGGAUUGGAGUUUUAUGAUGAAAUGCUUUAAAAAAUUUAAUUGUACUGUGUAUACAACUACUGUGCAUAGUUAUCACUAUGUGCGCUUUAAAUUAUGCAACUACUGUAUUACACAUCUGUCUUGUGAAAGUAUAAUCUUAUUUCAUUUUUAAUUAUAGCCAUAUAAUUAUACAAAUUUUAAACAAAUGUUCAAUCAACUGUGAGAUAAAAGGAUCAACAUGCCAUGUGGCUCUGAGAUAUUGUUUGACCAUACUUACCCAUACUGGUCAAUGCGGGUUUGUGAAUGGGGCUUUUCAAGACCGGUUCAUAUAUAUUAAUCACCCCUGAUGUUAGCCGUGUCUGGGAAUGGAACUCAGGUUACCAGUUGUAUAGUGCAUUGUGCAAACGAGCACGCCACUGCUCCACCCCAACAUUAUUACCAUGUCUGUAAUAAAAAUGUGCGAGUAUGCAAUGUUGAAUGUAAGACUACGUUAUGGGAAUUGUAUCUUUGUUACGGAACACACAGUCGUAUCUGGUCUCUUGGCAUAUGGCAUUAUGCAAAGUGGAUUAUACAAGCCUCAGCUGGGUAUUUUUGGGACUAGCUUAUUUGGUUUUAACGUAAUUGUUAGGCGGGUUACAAUCUGCUGUACAAAAUCCUAAGUAGAAUUGUGCCCGCAAAAUGAACGUGUGAAUCGUUGAGAGAGGACUUAAACAAGUGCGAGUCUUAACAUGAAGCUAGAUUCCCACCUAUCCACUCAAAUUAAACAGCCAUGUCGGACUGCAUUGAGUUUGCACCAGACUUAAGUAUAUAUGAUGACUUAUUUUUUCCCUAGUCCAUACCUUUUGUUGCCACCAAAAAAAUAGAACUCUUGUGUUGCCUCAUCAGUCAAUGCAUGCUAUCUUACUAAAUACGAAAGAGCAACUGACAUUGAAUAGAUCGUGUAGGUCGGAAUCCAUUAUAAUUUGUCAUAAGUCGUGUGACUUUUGUCAAAUCUCUUGAACUAUUAGGGAUAAGGAUCCACUUUAAUUGUGACCUCAUAUUUUACGUCCCUGUCAUACCAUCCCCAAAUACAUGGCAUGAAGCCAUUUUUUCAUUGUGUGUGUAUGCCGCUUUACUCUUUGCAUUAGUUGUGAAUAAUUCUUGCAAAACUUAAAUUACUGAUGUUUCUUGGAUUAUCUGUAUUUUAAAUAUGGUACUUAAUAUACCAACAUGUAAUUGCCAUUUUGUCUAAAUAAAAAACACAGUUUUGGCUACAUCUGCUACAAUACAGUGCUCAAUUGAAAUGCAUUGUACUGUAUAUAAUUUGAUUAGAGCGUUUUGUAAUUGAUAGUCAUCAUGAAUUAUUGAAUGGUCUCGAUACACAACUCUUGUUUUAAUUAUUUGUGCAUUAGCAUUGUCAAACAUGAAUAGGCUUGUUAGCAUUUCAUAUUAUUCACACUUGGCUUGUAUGUGUUCUUUUCCCCCCUUUAGAAGUUUAGUGUGAGUGUAAUAUUGAUACCUUGUAAUUAUUUUAUUGGUGCCUAGACAUUUCAUGAUAUAUUUGUAGUCGAGUUCACAUCAAUUUUGCUUAUAGCAAAACACCAAAAAGAGAUUUGUUGACUCUGUAAUUUACAAUAUUGACAGUCAUCUGUCCUGACAAAUAAGAUUGUUCUCAAGUGUUGAAAUCCACUGCUUUGGAUUUAUUGCAAGUGCAUUUUCUGAAAUAUUUUAAGAUGUUUAUAUAAACAACUUUUAAAUCUGGUAUUCACGUGACGCAAGAGAUGGAUUUAAAUGUCAUGAAGAUGUACCUGGUAUUCAUUGUACAGUCGUACAAUAAGCACAGUUAUGCCUUAAUCAGAUGAACUUGUGAAACUUUGCAAAGAGCUGUGAUAUGUACAAUUAUCAAUGUUUGAACUUGAAUAAAAUGUUCAGGGUGUGCUACACGUUCUUGUA